AUGCUUCGCGUUGGCCACGUGCUUAAGGGAGCACGAGCGACGUAUGAGCUGCAGCAAGUGUUGAAAGGAAACACCGUUUUCGAAGCUCGGAUACUAAGCCCUAUUUCCCUCGAUGAGACAUGGUCACACUAUCAGAUUCCCCAUAUCACCGCAAGCCCUUAUGUUCGCCAGAUGCAUGAGACAAUUGGAUCAUUCGAGGAUCCUGGCAGCAACCCGGAAGUUAUUACUGGAAAUCAACCCUGCCUGUGUGUUUGA
This is a messenger RNA of Pyricularia pennisetigena, 255 nucleotides long. RefSeq lists its product as uncharacterized. The transcript has 2 exons. The record is from RefSeq and is a predicted model, not a curated record. The coding region runs from base 1 to 255 and encodes 84 amino acids. NCBI's taxonomy places the organism in Eukaryota, Fungi, Ascomycota, Sordariomycetes, Magnaporthales, Pyriculariaceae.